AUUACACUCAGUAGGGGAGUUGUAAAAAUGGCUGCCAAAAGUCAUCAAUGAAGUGUAUUUUAAAUGGCCAAAUAAUGUUGAUUAUUUACUAUUGAUCUGCUUGACAAAGAUGGUACUAAUGCAACAGUCAAAUGAGUGAAAACAGCGUGGGGGCCAUGCCGGGCGUGGCAGGGGCUGGGGAGAGACGUCUUCGACAACUAGAAGCUCUGUUUCUUGGGGGCCCUGUUCUGGCAAAGGGACAGAGUUUCAGUAUUGAAACUCUCAUAGACAUUCUCAUCGUUCUCUACGAUGAGUGCUGUAACUCUAGUUUACGUAAAGAGAAAACAGUGUCAGAUUUUAUAGAAUAUGUAAAACCUGUAGCUUCUUCAGUAAAGUCUCUUAGAUUAACUAGAGAAGAUUUUGAGAUAAUUAAAGUCAUUGGUAGAGGAGCUUUUGGAGAAGUUUGCGUAGUUAAAUUUAGGGGCUCAGAGAAAGUAUUUGCAAUGAAAAUUCUUAACAAAUGGGAGAUGCUUAAAAGGGCGGAAACUGCGUGUUUUAAAGAGGAGAGAGAUGUUUUAGUGUAUGGAGAUAGAAGGUGGAUUACACAUUUACAUUAUGCAUUUCAAGAUGAGUCUAAUUUGUAUUUAGUGAUGGAUUAUUAUUGUGGGGGUGAUUUAUUGACGUUGCUGAGUAAAUUUGAAGACCGUCUUCCUGAAGAUAUGGCGCGAUUUUACAUUGCUGAAAUGGUUUUAGCCAUAGAUUCGAUACAUAAACUUGGAUAUGUACACAGAGACAUUAAACCUGACAAUGUCUUACUGGACGCGAAUGGCCAUAUUAGACUAGCAGAUUUUGGUAGUUGUUUGAAAUUAAAUGACGAUGGAACUGUGCAGUCCAAUGUUGCGGUCGGUACCCCAGAUUAUAUCUCUCCAGAGAUUCUUAGAGCUAUGGAGGAUGGACAGGGCAAAUAUGGUCCAGAGUGUGAUUGGUGGUCUUUAGGUGUUUGUAUGUAUGAAAUGCUGUUUGGUGAAACGCCAUUUUAUGCAGAAAGCUUAGUGGAAACUUACGGGAAAAUAAUGAACCAUAAAAACUGUUUUGAUUUUGCGACUGACGUAGAUGUGUCUGAUGCGGCAAAAGAUUUAAUCAAGCAAUUAAUUUGUAGUCAAGAAUUUCGUUUAGGACAGAAUGGAAUACAGGAUUUUAAGAACCAUCCAUGGUUUGAAGGAGUCGACUGGGAUGGUAUUAGAGACAGUAAUGCGCCUUAUAUUCCCGAAGUUUCAAGUCCAACAGAUACAUCAAAUUUUGACGUAGACGAUGCUGAUAUCCGAUUGUCGGAUGCCAUGCCUCCAACUGCCAAUAAUGCCUUUACUGGACUUCAUUUGCCUUUUAUAGGCUUUACUUUCACUCAAGGAAGUUGUAUUUGUGACUUGAGUAAUCUUUAUACGAGUAUAACGAACAAUUUAGCCGACAAGCAAAAUAAACGAAAUAAUGGCGAAAUUGUGAGCUUAAAUUUAAACGAAGAAAAGGAAAUGGAUAAGAGGAUGUCGCCCGACGGAACUAGAAAAUUGCAAGAUGAAAUCAAUACUUUAACUAAAAGAAACUGUGAGUUGGAGUCACAAUUGAGAAGUUUUGAAAGUGGUCAUUCGAAAGAUUUAUUUAUUGAUACUUUAGAUGGUGCUGAAAGUGUUAAAGUCAAAGAAUUAGAAAAAUUGAAUCGUAUUUUAAAACAAGAGAAGGAAGAAGCAAUGAAAGAGAAGCUAGACCUUCAUGAAAAGCUCAAAUUUCAAGACAAGGAACUGAAAGAUGCGUUAGCACAAAAGAAAUUGGCGAUGGCUGAGUAUACGGAAGUUUCUGAUAAGUUGUCCGAAUUGAGGCAACAGAAGCAGAAAUUUAGCAGACAGGUUAGAGAUAAGGAGGAAGAAUUGGAAGCCGUCAUGCAGAAAGUCGAUUCGCUGAGGAAUGAUAUAAGAAAGGCGGAGAAAUUGAGGAGGGAGUUGGAAUCGCGAAUCGACGAAGCUUUGGCUGAAGCAACGAAAGAAAGGAAGUUGAGGGAACGGUCGGAGGAAUAUUGUCGGCAAAUGCAAGCAGAGUCGGAUAGGUUGAGAGUGAGGAGUGAAUUGGGGCCUAGAGAUCAACAGGAUAAUUUAAGACUUAAAGCAGAACUGGAAAAAUUAGAGGUUCAGUACAACGAAAGUUUAGCGCAACAACAGGCGAGGUUCAACCUGGAAUUAUCCUCUCUUAGGGAACAACUCCACGAAGCCGAGUCUCAUCGAGAACUCCUUGAGAGAGAAGUAGUCGAACUUAAAGAGAAACAGGAGAAACACCGUAUAGAGGCUCUCUCCGAUUCUGAACAAACGAUUGCCGAAUUGAAUCGUCGAAAUGAACGAGACAAACAGCUUUUAUUGGACGAUAAUCAUAAACUUAUCGCAAAUGUUGAGUUUCUUACCGAAUCUGUGGAACGUUUGCAAUCAGAACGGGCGACCCUGGAAGCGGAAUAUGAACAGUUGAGGAAUAAACAAGAAGCGUUGGGUCAAUGGGAAUCGCAACUUGCGGAGAUCAUACAGUGGGUUAGUGAUGAAAAGGAUGCUAGGGCUUAUUUACAAGCUCUCGCUACUAAAAUGACUGAAGAGUUGGAUUAUUUGAAACAUGCUGGUGUUUCAAAUGCUAUGGGAGGUACCGAUAAGAACUGGAGGAACCGAAGGUCGCAAAAGCUGGAUAAGAUGGAACUCCUCAACCUUCAGAGUUCAUUACAAUCUGAAAUACAAGCUAAACAGGCUAUAAAUGAGGAGUUGAGUAAAACAAGGGAGGCCUUAUUAGAAGCUCAAAAAGAUUUGAGAGAUUCAAGGCAACGAAACGAGGCCUUUGCUUUAGAUCUCAAAAGGAAAGAGAAACAAAUCAAGGAGUUGCAAAGUCGUCAUGAUUCAGAAGGAUUUUUGGAACGACCUUCAUCUCAGAUGUCGUACCUGGAACAAUUUCUUAAAGAAAACAAUCAAUUGCAAGUUCAAAGUCAAACGUACGACAACGUACCCGCACUCUUGUACCAAGGAGGCUCAAUUGAGUCUGAAGAAGGCGAUAUCGAAGACAAUAGAGCUUUAAGUUUGACAAGUUCCAAGAGUAACUUGUCUGAACUGAGUAUGCACGAUUCCCAAUCUCCCAUGAAACACAAAAACCAUCAAUUUUUGGUGCGCACUUUUUCUAGUCCUACAAAAUGCAAUCAUUGCACAUCAUUGAUGGUCGGGUUGAUGCGACAAGGAAUGGUGUGCGAAAUUUGCGGUUUUACCUGUCAUACGUCGUGUUGUCCGCAUGUACCAGCGAUUUGUCCGUUACCUUCAGAUCAGACUAAAAGGCCGUUAGGAAUCGACCCUACUAGAGGCAUAGGAACUGCUUACGAGGGCUACGUUAAAGUUCCUAAACAAGGAGGUGUCAAAAAGGGUUGGAUCAGACAAUUUGUUGUUGUUUGUGACUUCAAACUGUUUUUAUAUGACAUAUCAGCUGAUCGAAAUGCCUUACCAAGUGUUCAUGUAGCUCAAGUUUUAGAUAUGAGGGAUACACUGUUUAGUGUUUCUAGCGUUAAGGAUUCGGACGUGAUCCACGCCAACAAAAAGGACAUUCCUUGCAUUUUUAAGAUUACCACCUCUUUGAUGGAACCCCCGGGUCCGCGCAACUCAACCCUGAUGUUGGCCGACACCGAAGCCGAAAAGAACAAAUGGGUCGUCGCCCUUUCCGAACUACAUCGAAUAAUGAAAAGAAACAAUUUACCCAACACUACAGUCUUAUUAGCCCGCGAAUUGAUCGACAAUUCCCUAACUUUACUAAGAAACACAUUAAGUGCGGCGAUUAUCGACCCCGAUCGCAUAGUCUUAGGUGCUGAAGAAGGACUUCACUGUGUCGAUUUAGACCGCACUGAAAUUGCGAAAAUUGGCGAAGGCAAAAAGAUUUUCCAAUUAGAAUAUAUCAGUGAGGAGCACCUUUUGGUUGUGGUUAGUGGCAAACAGAGAUACGUACGAUUGGUUCCCAUUAGAGCAUUGGACGGUGAUGAGACUGAAUGGAUCAAAGUGGCGGAAAGUAAGGGUUGUUCAGUGCUGACGGUGGGGCCUGUUGUGAGGGCGCCGUUGACGUUUUGUUUAUGUGUGGCGAUAAAGAAACAGCAAAAUUCCUCGACUAUAAUUGUAUACGAGAUAACGAGGACAAGAACUCGACAUCAUAGAAUUCGGGAUAUAAAUGUGGGGGCGCCAGUUCAGUCAUUGCAAUUGUUGUCGGAUGGUCGACUUUGUAUCGGUUCUCCUUCGAAUUUCACGAUUUGUAAUCUGCAAACGGAACAACCUCUUUUCUCUUUGUUGAGUUCGGAGAAUCCGCUAUAUGCCACACUGGCCUGUAAUGCCGUUGAGGCAUUAAGAGUAAUAGAGUUGCCUCGUCAUGAAUAUCUCCUAGUUUUUAGUACUUUAGCGGCUUAUGUCGACAGACACGGCCGCAAAUCUCGAGAUAGAGAAAUCAUGUAUCCAGCAGUGCCGUCAGCGAUAUGCUAUAGAGAUGGUCAUCUUAUCGUUUAUAGUGAGACUCACAUCGAUAUUUUUAAUUGUGCAACCGGAGAGUGGGUUCAGACACUUAACAUCAAGAAAGCCAAACCUCUUAAUGAUAGUGGUUCACUUUCGUUAUGCAUUCUAAAUGAUUUAACUCAUUUGUUGUAUCUGUCUAAUAUUCAUCAACGUGAAUUAAUUAAUUUAGAUAAUGUGGUUACGUUAGAUAGAGAGGGACGGACUUUACAGAGACCGCGAAGGAGGUUUUCGCUGAGAGAGGGAAAUAGGUCACAACGAAUGAGCACGGAUCGCCGGUCAAAACUAAUAUCGGCACCGACCAACUUCAACCAUAUAAGUCACAUGGGUCCCGGCGAGGGCAUACAGAGACAAAGACUGAUUGAUCUUUCGACGAACUUAGUUGAUAGUCCUGAUCAGUCCUCCUACGGUCCUCAGGUGCAACCACGACCAAGUAAGGUGGCUCCCCUGCCCCCGAAACACGGUGAACGUAAACGCCUGGAAAUAUCAAACCCGAUUCGGGGUCCCGCUUUUCCUCCCGCUUAUAACGGUGCAAAACGCGCGGCGCCCCCGCGUCCCAGAGAUCUUCCACCGGCUUUGCCGCGGCCUUCCGAUAUGUCACCUUCCCCCGAUCCAGCGAGCAUAGGAAGCAUGUCGUCUCUGCACGAUAUGAUCAAGGGUACGGAGAAAGGCAGUCCUCGUCACUCGAUCGCGAGCAAUAACAGUUCAAACCUUUCAACUCCUCCUUCGCCCCAAGCAGAUCAUCAUAAUAGUUCGAGUUAUGAUAGCUAAACGCCGUAUUUGAAGACUUAUCGAAUAACAUAAUAGUUGAGUAUACACUAGAAUUAUCUUCUCGAAUCAUGCAUGCGCGAAAAUGUCUGACCUUGUACGGAGUGUUCAAUGAGUUCAAGUCGGAAUUGUGAUUGUACUUUCAAUUGGACACUUUGUAUAUUUGUACUUUCAGUUACCUCAUUAUUAACAAAAACGGAAUAAAAUUUCAAACCGGUAAUGACAUCAGUUCAUUGUAUUUAAAUAUAUUUAGUUAAGGAGGCACUGUACUUAUUUCUUAUUUUGUAAAUUUUGUGUAUUUUUUAUUUUGUCGUAUUGUUUAUAUCUGAUAGUGUAAUAUGUUACACUUGUAAAAUAAUUCGAGUCAAUUAAUUAACUGUUGUAAUAUUAAUUUUUUAUAAUGCAAAUUUGAUGUUAUUAUUUAUAUAUUAGGCUCUAUUACUGUAGCAGAGUGUAAUACUGCCAAAAUUUUAAUUGAGAAUAUUUAUAUUUAUUUAUUGCUUUGUUUUUUAAUUUUUUUUAUUGAAAUUAAUUGUACUAGUGAUAUUUAUUAGUGAAGUAAGUCAAAGGUAUUUCGAUAUUCAUAUAGAUAAAUAUUUAUUACUGUAUAUCCAAGGUUUUAGUACAAUUUUAUAUUAGUUUUCAACACAUGGCAAGACAAUAUGGGUGUUUUUAUCAGGUGGUACAGCCAAUUUUAAUAUUUACAUUAUUAGAUUUUCUACUGUGACUUCAGAUUUAAGUAUUUAUCGUCAUAUUUAGCUUUUCAUUAGUUAAUGUUUCACGAUAGGAAAGACAUUUUAUAUUGGUGCACUAAAAUUUGACUUUUCAUUUGUGAUGGAACAUUCACUUUAACGGUAUAAAGGACUUGUUUCCAUAAAAAUAUAACAAAGGCAUUAUGUAACAUACUAGAUAACAUAUUUAUUUUAUUAAUAGAGUUAUUUAUAUUAACAAUAUGAAGGAUAUAGUAUUAUAACGCUAAAAACCAGCCUUUUUUAUUACGUUUAUUAACCAAAUUUGUGUUGAGAACUUACAGUAUGUAUUUUAUAUUACACCAUUUUUAACAAUCAUUUCCUUUAAUUUCUUCUCUAACUCGACUUACUUUUUUUAAUUGUGUAUUUAUUUCUUGCUGUAAUAAAGGUUUUAAUAUUU
Molecule: messenger RNA, 6446 nt
Organism: Tribolium madens (black flour beetle)
Lineage: Eukaryota; Metazoa; Arthropoda; Insecta; Coleoptera; Tenebrionidae
Gene: gek
Product: serine/threonine-protein kinase Genghis Khan
Exons: 26
Coding region: 132-5300 (1722 amino acids)
Biological process (GO): actomyosin structure organization; peptidyl-threonine phosphorylation
Cellular component (GO): cytoplasm; cytoskeleton
Molecular function (GO): protein binding; protein serine/threonine kinase activity; ATP binding
Source: RefSeq, a predicted model, not a curated record